GUAUCAAACAAUUGAAAUAAGUCUUUUUCGUUAUUCCUUCAAUUUGAUUUUAAUGAAUUCGGUAUCAGUUUAAAGUUAAGAGUUUAACCUUUUAAAUUAUGUCACUUUUAUAAUUAUAAAAAAAAUAUUUAGUACACAGGAUCUCGCGAAAUUAAUUUCAAGUAAGUGAUUCCAGACUUUUGCUCGCGAGUGUACAAUACUAUAAAAGCUGUGAUGUCAGAUUGUUUUCGGCAAACGGUGACAUGGAAAGUUAACGGUGAAUUUUUUGGACUUCAUUGGAUAUUAGGUUUAGAUAUAUUGGAAUUUUUUUUUUAAAUACUUUAAGAUUUUUGAUAUCAAUUUAACGAUAUUGUUAUUUUUUUUAAUCGAUACUGAAUGGCGUCGAUAUAUCGAUACGUUUCAAUCCGCUUACAGAAUAAGUCAAUGGUUUUAUGACAUUGAUAGUGACAGUACACUCAGUGUGACAGGACAGCACAAAUUACAGUGUGACAGUGACAGCAAGACGGGUGGUUUAUCUGCGCAAGCGCAUGCGUAGUGUAAAAAAAACUCGUUUACGUGUCCGGGUACCCGAUUUAAUAGUAUUCGUUCAACAGACAAUUUUUUUCAUUGUCUUUAAAAAUAUUUCAGUUGCUCUGUACAAGAAGUAUCCACUUGGGAAAGUUUAGAAGUGGAUUCAUAUUACGAUCUGCUUGUUGCGAAUGCCCUACUUAAUUAUAAUUUAGAUAUUGAUGAAACACAAAAGUAAGUUAACUUUAAUAAAAUAUUUAUUACAGUUAAUUGUAUUAUCUGUUUAUGUGAUUUUUAACACUAAUUCUACAUUUUCCUUUAUUUUUUGUAACAACGUAACAUACCUACUUGAAUAAUUGUUUACUCAGCUUACUUUUCGCCAUGGUAUUAAGUAAACAAUAUUUAUUAUUUAUAUACUAACAUUGCUUUGCAACUGCCGUAGCAUCUCGUUAUAUUAUUAGAUAUAUUUGGCAUUCACAAUUUCAAUUAUAUUUUUUAUUUUUUUUAUGAUAGAUUGUUCUGUCUUUUUUGUAGCACAUAAUGAACGAUACUAGCACAGAUACAAUAACAUUUGAAGAUUUAGAAGCAACAGAUGUGAUUUGUGUGGAGCUUAUCCCUGAGCGUAAAGGGCUUAUUCUAAAGCAUUGUGAAUACUUUGUCAGUUCUCGCAGACAUGGAACAACAGUAACUAGGAGAUAUAAUGAUUUUGCACAGCUACAGGAUGUAUUAUUCGCUAAAUACCCAUACCGGUCAGUCUGUCGUUUGCCACCAAAACGAAUGGUCGUUAAUGGCGGCAGUCCCCGUUUUCUUCAGCGAAGGAGAGCGGCGUUGCAGCGCUGGUUGACUCUAGUAGCCCGCCACCCAGUUUUAGCACAUGACGCAGACUUGCGUAGUUUUUUGUGUGAAGCAACUGUCAGACUAGACAAGCCCAAACAUGAUGAGUUUGUGCUGGCGGGCACUCAGCAAGAUAAUUCGAGAGACAUGUCAACAGAUGAGAUGCAGGCUACAUUCUCCACUGAUCAAGAACAACUACGCUUAGCGCAGUUGGGGAUAAGCAGGAUAUAUCAAAUAUUCGAGAGAGUGGAAGGUAGGUGUGAAGCUGAACGAGCUGAUAUACGAGAAAUGGGGGCCGGUUUAAACGCAUUAUCGACGCCGUCAGUUGCCGAUGGACCGAGGUGGUCUCAUGCUAAGGAAGCGAUGAAAGCUGCUGCGGAUUUGGUGACGGAAAUGAGUGAUUCUCCACAAGACGAAUUAGACUUCACAGAAGACGGUUCAGGUUGCAAGGUGUUGCUCGCGCUUGAUGCACUGGGUGGAUAUAGGUAAGAUUAGGCCUAUAUAAAAGUAAGUUUAGAAUAGCAAUAAAGUAAUAAAUAAACUGUGGAAUUAUUCUGUUCAUAAAUAAAUCUAUGGUUCUGAUAUAUGCCCUUUCCGCCCAAUUUAUGCAUGCGCGAAUAGAUA
This is a messenger RNA of Diatraea saccharalis (sugarcane borer), 1965 nucleotides long. Lineage: Eukaryota; Metazoa; Arthropoda; Insecta; Lepidoptera; Crambidae. The record is from the annotation of a GenBank genome assembly.